UCACACGGCGCAGAUGAGCAAGAAGAUUCCACCAUCACUGCGUGUAUUAAUAGAAUCCCCACGUAUCCUAAAGUUGGGCGUAGGGAUCGAAGAGGAUGCCGCGAAAGUGCGACGUGACUUUGGGAUUGAGUUCCAUGGAGCCGUCGAGCUCACUUUUCUUGCCAGAACGUUCAAUUCUUCCUUUACUGGAGACCACCCCAAAAGCCUUAUAUCCCUUGCGAGGCUGACUGAACACUAUAUAGGGCUACCUCUGAAAAAGUCGAAAAAGGUGGUACUGAGCAAUUGGGAGUGUCCUCUUACGGAGAACAUGAUCAAAUGUUAGCGAUUUUGCGGUGAUCUUUUUGUUACUGACUGGUUGGACUUAGAUGCUGCGAACGAU
Messenger RNA from Cantharellus anzutake, 379 nucleotides. Its product is annotated as ribonuclease H-like domain-containing protein. The record is from RefSeq and is a predicted model, not a curated record. NCBI's taxonomy places the organism in Eukaryota, Fungi, Basidiomycota, Agaricomycetes, Cantharellales, Hydnaceae. The transcript is spliced from 3 exons. Gene Ontology annotation, cellular component: nucleus; cytoplasm. Gene Ontology annotation, biological process: nucleobase-containing compound metabolic process. Bases 14 to 322 code for a protein of 102 amino acids. Gene Ontology annotation, molecular function: 3'-5' exonuclease activity; nucleic acid binding.